AUGAUGGCUCAGAUGAUGAUGAUGAUGAUAAUAAUAACGAUGAGGAUGAUGACCGAUGAUGAUGAUGAUGAUUCGGAUGAUGAUGAUGAUGAUGCGGAUGAUGAUUCUAAUGAUGAUGAUGAUUCGGAUCAUGAUGAUGAUGAUGAUGAUGAUGAUUCGGAUGACGAUGAUGAUGAUGAUGAUGAUGAUGAUGAUGAUGAUGAUGAUGAUGAUGAUGAUGAUGAUUCGGGUGAUGAUGAUGAUGAAAAUGAU
Messenger RNA from Echinostoma caproni, 252 nucleotides. The record is from the annotation of a GenBank genome assembly. NCBI's taxonomy places the organism in Eukaryota, Metazoa, Platyhelminthes, Trematoda, Plagiorchiida, Echinostomatidae.